AUGAAUAAAGAUGAUUUUCCAUUUACGUCGGAUGAAGACUUUUUGCUGCUUCAAUCAUACGUGAGGCAUCCAGGAGAAUUCAAUAAAAUUGCUGAGUCUUUUUCUGGUAGAAGAACAGCUGAUAGACUUCAAAAAAGGUGGGAAGAACUGAAUGAAAACAUGUUACCCGAUCAACUCGAUGUUUUUGAUCAUUUCAAGAAAGCGGAAAAUCAAUACAAACCAGAAAAAUAUUACUAUGGUCAAGAAUAUGAAUAUGAGACUCCAAAUAUCGAAGAUAUACUAAGCUGCUACAAUGAUGUACCAUCAUUGGCCCAAAAAACAGAAGGUUUUGAGAUAAAUUAUUCGUCUAAUCCCGAAGAUGAAUGUUCUGAUCUUAAUGAACAUACUCUAGGAACAUAUUUCGAUGCAAAAUCUGUUUUAGAUAUAAUAACAAGGAGUUUGCAAGAAACAAUUUCCGAUGAUCAUGUCAGGGAAAUGCUAUUAAGAGAUUAUAGAUUAACUCUUUACAUUGAGGGGCAAAAGUUAGCAGUCCAUGAUCUUACGAGAAGGAUUACAUUUAUUAACGAUAAACUUCAGCCAGAAGUUGCCGAAAAAGAAUGCCAGCACAUUUUGGCUUUUUAUAACAAAGUAAUGAAUUUUGUAAAGCAUAAAGCGGCUAGUUACUGUCAACACUCUAAUAUGAGGAUGACUCCAAGUGGUCUUCUUCUCGAUUUAGCCCAAAUUUUAUCUUAUAUGAGCAGAGUACAUUGGCCAACACAAAACUUCAAACCAUACGUAUACAAAUUAAAACAAGAAUGCGAUAUCGCUUACAUUUCUACAUGUGCUGCAAUUCUGAACUAUUUAGAGCCGGCAGGUCUUCAGAAAUACGAUAGAUUCAUCGACGCGGUCAUUAUGUACGAUCCAGAAGAAAAACUCGAUGGACAACUUUUGGCACUUCCUCAGACUUAUGUACGACAGAGAAGAUACCAGAUGAAGCAAAAUAUCCAACAGAUGCCUCAAUUUUCACCACAGUAA
Trichomonas vaginalis G3 is the source of this 1014-nucleotide messenger RNA. RefSeq names its product Myb-like DNA-binding domain family. The transcript has a single exon. Bases 1 to 1014 code for a protein of 337 amino acids. NCBI's taxonomy places the organism in Eukaryota, Parabasalia, Trichomonadida, Trichomonadidae. The record is from RefSeq and is a predicted model, not a curated record.